This is a messenger RNA of Pelobates cultripes (western spadefoot toad), 411 nucleotides long. NCBI's taxonomy places the organism in Eukaryota, Metazoa, Chordata, Amphibia, Anura, Pelobatidae. The record is from the annotation of a GenBank genome assembly.
AUGGGGAGGUCAAACAGGGCCCCACCGACCGGGAAGACCCCAGAGCCCAAAAAGGGACAGCUUACCUCGUCCCUCCGCCAGUUCCUGGUUACCCCCGCGGACCUCACGACCCAGCCGCAUUGUGCCGACAGCAUAAUGGCGUCGGAAGAUUCCGCGCCCUCAUCGCCGGCAUCUGAUCUGCAAACCGGAGGGUCGGAAAGACCCCCGUGGUUGGACCGCCUGAGGGCCCUGCCCACCAAGGGAGACCUCCAUUCGGCUACCUCAGAACUGGGAGCCACAAUAAGGCAGGACAUCCAGGCACUGAGGGCUGACCUGCAGGGCCUGACAGACCGGAUGAGCCACGUGGAGGCAGCCUGUGACACUCUGAGAGAGGCUCAGAAUACACUAGCUGAGGCUGCAGAAACCUCCUAA